GUAGGACUGGAUCUCGAACAGGCUGUGCGACCGUCGUGUUUACACUUUUUUCUGCCUCUGGCCAUUUUUCCACCUGCAGGCAGCUGACAGCGAGGAUAACAGGAUACUGAAGCCGCGAAUGAGCAUCACGGGGAGGCGUCAGAGACAGAAAGCCGCCCGCCACGGUCACUGACGGUGCUGUUUCUCUGUCUGUCUGCCGGUCUCUUCAUCUGACUCUGAAGCAGCUGUGUCUUUAUCUCGCAUCUUGUGGUCGCAGAUAUGAGCGGAAGAGUAGGAGACCUAAGUCCCAAACAGGCUGAAGCCCUGCAGCAGUUUCGAGAGAGGAUACAAGACAUUCUUCCUCAACUUCCUGCGCAGCAUGACCACUUCCUGUUACGUUGGCUCAGAGCCAGAAACUUCAAUGUCCAGAAGUCUGAGGCCAUGCUGCGAAAGCAUGUGGAGUUCAGGAAACAGAUGAAAAUAGACACGAUAAUCACUGACUGGCGUCCUCCAGAGGUGAUAGAGAAGUAUCUGUCAGGAGGGAUGUGUGGUUAUGACCGUGAAGGCAGUCCCAUCUGGUAUGAUGUCAUCGGACCUGUAGAUCCCAAAGGCCUCUUCCUGUCUGCCUCCAAGCAAGACUUCAUCAAGUCCAAGAUCAAAGACUGUGAGGUGCUGCAGAGGGAAUGUAACCUGCAGUCACAGAGGCUUGGGAGGAACGUGGAGUCAAUCACCAUGAUCUACGAUGUUGAAGGUCUGGGCCUGAAACAUUUAUGGAAGCCUGCUAUAGAAACAUAUGGAGAGAUCCUCCAGAUGUUUGAAGACAACUACCCAGAAGGCUUGAAAAGGCUGUUUGUCAUUAAAGCCCCCAAACUCUUCCCUGUGGCCUACAACCUCGUCAAGCACUUUCUGAGUGAGAACACAAGACAAAAGAUCAACAUCCUGGGAGCUAACUGGCAGGAGGUUUUACUGAAGUACAUUGAUGCAGAGGAGCUGCCGGCGAUAUACGGGGGGAAAAUGACGGAUCCUGAUGGAGAUCCUCGCUGUCGGACCAGGAUAAACCACGUGGGCCCAGUUCCUCCCUCCUACUACGUGCGGGACCAUGUUAAGGUGGACUACGAGCAGUGCAUGACCGUCAGUCGGGGUUCCUCCCAACAGCUGGACUAUGAGAUCCUGUUCCCAGGCUGCGUUCUCAGGUGGCAGUUUGCCACUGAGAGUGCAGACAUUGGUUUUGGGGUGUUUCUGAAGGCUAGAAAGGGCGAGUGGAAGAAGGCAGCUCAGAUGCAGGAAGUUGUGCCCAGCCAACGCUACAACGCCCACUUGGUGCCCGAGGACGGAUCACUGACCUGUGAACGCCCAGGAGUCUAUGUUCUGAGAUUCGACAACACAUACAGCAUCUUCCAAGCCAAAAGAAUCAGCUUUACUGUCGAGGUCCUGCUUCCUGACCACUUACAGUCCCCACAGACCAAUGGGGGGUCCAGAAACCAGGUGCAAGCUGAGGGCAACAGCCAAUCAUAACCAAGAAGAUGACACAGUGUGCCACUUCUGUGCUGUCAGAUCUGUAAUGUUUAGCCACCACUAAUAAGCACAGUGUGACAAACUUUGAUACGAACAGGAACCACAAUGUUCUGCCAAAACACAAGAAAAGCUAUUUAACCCAUGUCAACAUUUGAAGGUUUGAGCCUUGAAUUUAUCAUUCAUGAUGACCUCAUUCACGUGUUGGUCCAUGUGGAAACAUUUAUGAAGCAAAGGAAGAGAUAACAUGGAACAAAUUUUGUGCACUUCUGGUCUGGUUUUUCAUGUUUUGGGCGAAGCCUCUUAGUUCCAAAUAGAAUAAGAGUUAGUAAGUUCUGCUGUAUUUAUGGAAAAAGUUGUAUAAAGUCCUUUUUUUUUAUCUUUUGUGUGAAGUCUGAUAAACUGCCCCAAGCGAUGUCACUGGAGUCAGUGGUGCGCUUCACGCAUAACGCACCCAAAUUCCGACCACACUGUCGGUGAUUGAGUUGCAUUGUGGGUAAUGAAGGCGCCAGAUUUGACAAGGAGGAAGAAUGUAUGAAAUAAAAAAGACAAUAUUUGUGAAUGUUAGGGGAGUGCAAUGAUCAAUCAGUAGAAAACUGUUUUAAGAUCCUCAUUUAUGUGUUGACCAUUUUUAGCUUUAUGUUAAGUUUUUCUUGCAAAAUGUACCAGAUUGGCGGCAGGUGAAUCAGGUCAGUGCUACCACAGCCUGCUUUAACGAUAUGCUAUGUAAAAGAGGCCACCAUGCCUACAAAAGUAGCACAGGAGCAAAUUACAACUGUGGUUUUUAAUCUUCUGUGUAGAAAAACAAAAGAAAAGCUUUUCCUAUGUUUUUUUCCAUGUAUGUGGCAUAAAUAUUUGCCAUGACAAUCAACAACAGUAAAAGCAUUUCAGUUAAUUUCUAUAAGAAUAAGUUUUGUUACCAUUUUCAGACUUACUGAAAAAAGAAAUCUAACAUCUCCUCAUUAGACACGGAAGAGAAUAGAGAAUAUGUUGAGUUUCUAAAAUAAGUUUUUAUCUAUAUCUUGUGAAAGCUCUGUUGACAUUUGCUACUAAUUGAUGUACCUCUAAUGGUUGUUUGUUUCCCCUCGACAUAUUUGCAGAAAACAUUCCUUUACACACAGUAUUUAUUUCCUCUUUUCUAAUUUAUUUCAAGAAAAAUUUAAAUGGGUUGAAGCAAAUUAUUAUUUUAUAAUAGCAAAGUAUUUAAGUUAAUAUCAGGUUUUCUCGAAUAAUCAAUAUUUAUUCUAAGUAAGGAGUAUUAAUAUUCAUGUUAACUCAUGUGUGAAUGUAAAUGAAAAUAUGUUGCUCUCACCAGACAAUGACUAAAUGUAGAUUGCGGUGGACUGUCAGAAUGAAGGAUUUUUCAUAUUAUUACAGCGGUGCUAAGAGACUUGACCUGUUCAGUUCUGGGGAAACAGAAUCAGCUUACUGUCAUGGUCAUGCUGUCUGGACCCUUUCACAUACGAUGAAGAUGCCAUGAACUUGAAAGAAUUAGAAGA
Messenger RNA from Chelmon rostratus (copperband butterflyfish), 2990 nucleotides. RefSeq names its product SEC14-like protein 2. Bases 259 to 1494 code for a protein of 411 amino acids. Gene Ontology annotation, cellular component: cytoplasm. The record is from RefSeq and is a predicted model, not a curated record. Lineage: Eukaryota; Metazoa; Chordata; Actinopteri; Chaetodontiformes; Chaetodontidae. The transcript has 12 exons.